This is a messenger RNA of Magallana angulata, 1777 nucleotides long. RefSeq names its product phospholipase A and acyltransferase 3-like. The record is from RefSeq and is a predicted model, not a curated record. Lineage: Eukaryota; Metazoa; Mollusca; Bivalvia; Ostreida; Ostreidae. Gene Ontology annotation, biological process: N-acylphosphatidylethanolamine metabolic process. The transcript has 4 exons. Gene Ontology annotation, cellular component: cytoplasm. Gene Ontology annotation, molecular function: glycerophospholipid phospholipase A1 activity; A2-type glycerophospholipase activity. Bases 301 to 876 code for a protein of 191 amino acids.
AGUAUGUAACAAAUCUCUUGGGUCUCGUUAAAGCUUGUGCGGUACUCAAAACGUGUCUUCAAACCUCAAGACGAGUUAAAUGUCGGCCAUUUUUGGUAUAGCACCAUGGAACGUAAACAAAAAUUUUGUUUGAUGAAUCUGUAGGUUUAGUUCGUUCUUUUUCCCGCGCACACUGGUUCUUAGAGCUUGCUUCGCUCGCUAUAGAUCAAUUUGUCUUUCACCAUUCAUAGCCUUGACAUUCGUCGUUUGUCUAAAAAUAGAAAAUACUAGGUAUUUCCAAUUUAAAAAAAAAUCUAUGGUAUGAAAAUGAAAAUGGCAGCGAAACAGUUCGACUCACACAACAGAAGUGUGAUACAAACUGCGCGAAAAGGGGAUCUUCUGGAAAUCGAACGCUCGUUGUAUUCACACUGGGCUGUUUACAUAGGUAACGAGGAGGUGGUACACUUAGCUGGUAUUGAAAAUGGUAUUAAUAGUAAUAACAUCAAUCCCAGUCACGUCUUCACUAUUUGUGGAAGACAAUUUAACAAGGCAAUGGUCAAACGAGAGCGUGUUUGGGAUGUGCUGAUAGACUCCAAAGUCAAGAUAAACAAUGAGAAAGAUCGAAAAUGCCAACCACUUGAGCCCAAUAAAAUUGUAGAGGAAGCCAUAUUAAAAAUUGGAGAAAUUGGAUACAACUUGCUGUGGGACAAUUGUGAGCAUUUCGCUGCCUACUGCAGAUAUGGUAUCAAAUGGUCUGAACAGGUCAGAAACCUUGGCAUUCUCGUCGGUACCUAUUGGAUGAUGCCAUAUGUCUCUGUGACCGCUUUAUCUACUCUGUUCGUGUGGAAGAGGAUAUUAGCUCGGAAGGAUAAGGAAAAGAUGAAAUCUAGGUUAUAGUUCUAGAAUCCGUUUUACAAAUGUUUAAUAAGGGAGGAUUUAUAACUUAGGAGGCUCCUAAGAUUUGUGACAUGCGCGGAUCUAGAGGAGAUAGAGGGUCCGGUUUGAUCUCCCUUCCUCUCUCCCUUAGAAAUUUCAAAUUUCUUUAAUUUACAUAGUUAAUUUACUAAAACUAUGCAUCGCGAUCGGAUCCCCCUUCGACUAACUUAAAUAUCCUCCCUAGAAAGUUUUUUUCCGGAUCCGCGCAUGUGUCAUAACUAAUUCACAAAAUUUUCUUAGUCUAGACUGAGAUAUUUUAUGCAUCGCUUAUAUCAUAUUGUUAAAAAAACAUGCAAUUGCAAACUAUUAUGACAAUAUAGACUCUCAUCUUAAGGAUGCUAGCUUAAACAGUCAAAAAUUAUACUGGAAAUUAUUGAAAGAUUGUUUCCACACUAAACUAACACACGACAUCCCACCUACAUGUAUAAGGUAUACCAUGGACAAUGAUAAGGAGGGUUAUGCAUUUUCAGACACUGAUAAGAUUGAAUUACUUAACAAUUACUUUACAUCUAUUACUUUCUAAGAUGACAGCAACCAUGACAUUCCAACUAUAGGGGGUGUAGAUUUAAUAACUCUUUUUCAGAUAUAAAAAUACAAGAGCAUGAGAUUACAGAUAUCAUAUCCAUCAUUCCAUUUAAUAACUUAAAGGCAGUUUAAUAGUUAGAUAUAAAAUAGAUAGAUAUAUAGUCAUAAUAGUUAGAUAUCAUAUCUAUCAUUCCAGUUAAUAACUUAAAGGCAGUUGGUCCUUAUUGCAUCAGUCACAAAAUGUUAAAUUAGUGGCCUUAUUUAAUGCCCUUAGUCUUAAUACAAGGGAGGCAACUUCUAUUAAAAUAUUUAAUUAAUGUAAAGCCUCAGAAACAUC